AUGACUGAACCAAGCCACUCGUCAACAUUCGAGAAGGCAAUCGCCGUGAACCCAAUUGGGGAUAAUACUUACUCGGCAUAUCUCGACCCUUCAUGGUCUGUUGGGAAAGUCCCACAUGGAGGCUACACAGCCAGUGUGCUAUACCGGACAGCCGCGACACAUUUCACUCAACUAGCCACUACCAAAAAUAGAUGGGGCGCUCGUUCUCCCGAGCCCAUUGCGUUACAGAUUACUUUUCAGCGCAGGACAUUUGCCGGACCUGCUAUAUUGAAGGCCCAGGAAAUCAAGUUGGGUGCGAGGAUUAGCACGAUUCAAGUUACGCUUUUUCAGGCGCGGGAUGAGCGCGCUGCUACAGCUGGAUCUAAAACCAAUGCGCCGGAGAAGAGUGAGCUCGAGGAGAAAGUUUUCGCAUUUAUAACUCUGGCUCCGCCGGUUACCGAGGAAGGCCCAGCUGUCAAGGGACCGUGGGGUAAUCAUCUCUCGCCGGCUCCGGCACCAGGGUCGUUGUCGGGCGGCUCCAUCGAUUUUAAAGCACUAGCGGAGAAUGGGAUGGAUGGAGAUUGGAAAUCAGGUCCUCACGCACCUCCUGCUAUUCAUGCGGCGCAACAUCUCAAGGUAUAUAGUCCAUCCUCGACAUUGUUGCCGAAGACGGUCGAAGAGCGUGCUACGCAAGUGGUUGAUCAGUGGGUUCAGUUCACGCCUGGUGGAACACCCGCACGAUGGUCGAAUGAAGCGGUAUCUUAUCUUGCAGAUUCAUUUCUUGCGGGACUGGAUCGAAUAGGCGCGAUGGAGGAAACGAGACUUGUUGCUACGGGUGAGAGCGCGGGUCCUUCCCGAGACGGUAAUGCUGUCAGGCUUACAACGAACCUGGGACUGGGGAAAUUUUGGUAUCCGACUGUGACGAUGAAUAUCGAUUUGAAGACCCGACUUCCUCCUCAAGGUGUGGAAUGGUUACAUUCGCGCGUUAUGACGAGGAUGGUUCGCGGGAGUCGGGCGGACUUGGAGGUGCUUAUCUUUGAUCAAGAGGGUGAGCUAGUUGCUACGAGUACGCAAAUCGCGUUGGCAGUUGAUCCGACGAGGAAUACAAAGGGGAGGUUGGAUGGGGGAAAGCUGUGA
Molecule: messenger RNA, 1116 nt
Organism: Penicillium angulare
Lineage: Eukaryota; Fungi; Ascomycota; Eurotiomycetes; Eurotiales; Aspergillaceae
Product: thioesterase family protein
Exons: 2
Coding region: 1-1116 (371 amino acids)
Source: RefSeq, a predicted model, not a curated record